Messenger RNA from Plenodomus lingam JN3, 4440 nucleotides. NCBI's taxonomy places the organism in Eukaryota, Fungi, Ascomycota, Dothideomycetes, Pleosporales, Leptosphaeriaceae. The record is from RefSeq and is a predicted model, not a curated record.
AUGGAACCGAUCGACAAUGUCGAUUCCCUUAGUUCAUCAGGGUCCUCCACCAGAUUUGGAUCGAAUGGCCAUAAGAAACACAAGAAGCGAACUAGCUCAUCCGAUCCAGACGCUGACGGUAUAGACGGGCAGCCGCUUGCGCGACGAGUUACGAAGUCAGAGAUCGACUCUGAAGGCCGCAGGGCUUUGCAACGUGUCUUAACAACGGCUUCACAAAAGAUGGCACGAUCAAUGAGCAUUGCGUCGCCAGAUGACCCCUCCGUAGAUCCAGGCAGCGAUCAAUUCGACCUAACCAAAUUCAUGAAAAUGUUUCGGAGACAACUCGAAGGCGAAGGUAUUGAGUUGAAGGAAAUCUCUGUUGUAUACAAAAAUCUUAAUGUUUUCGGAUCGGGUAAAGCCAUACAGCUACAGAAGACAGUCAGUGAUCUAAUCAUGGCGCCACUGCGCUUCCGCGAAUAUUUUGGGGGGUCAAAACGCAAGCAAAUCCUACACUCGUUUGAUGGCAUCAUAAAGCAUGGCGAGCUUUGCGUUGUUCUUGGUCGUCCUGGCAGCGGUUGCUCAACGCUGUUGAAGGCUUUGACUGGUGAACUCCACAGCUUAGAGAUCGACGAUUCAAUCAUUCAUUACAAUGGCAUCCCACAGAAGAAGAUGAUCAAGGAAUUCAAAGGAGAGACAGUCUACAACCAGGAAGUCGACAGGCAUUUUCCACAUUUGACAGUGGGGCAGACGCUUGAGUUUGCUGCUGCUGUAAAGACGCCAUCUAACAGACCUGGUGGAGUCAGUCGUGCAGAGUUCAGCGAGUUCACUGCGAAGGUGGUAAUGGCAGUCCUUGGCUUGAGCCACACCUACAACACAAAGGUUGGCGAUGAUUUCGUUCGUGGCGUCUCUGGUGGUGAGCGGAAGCGUGUUUCUGUCGCAGAGAUGUUGCUUGCGGGUGCCCCACUGGCUGCGUGGGAUAACUCGACACGCGGUCUCGAUUCAGCUACCGCUUUGAAAUUCGUCAGAGCUCUGCGAACUGGUUCAGACUUAGCUGGCGGAGCUGCAGCUGUUGCCAUCUAUCAAGCCAGUCAAAGCGUUUACGACUGCUUCGACAAGGCCGCAGUUCUUUAUGAAGGACGACAGAUCUAUUUUGGGCCCGCUGGCGAUGCAAAAGCAUAUUUUGAGCGACAGGGCUGGUACUGCCCGCCCCGACAAACUGCUGGAGAUUUCCUCACUGCAGUCACGAACCCGAGCGAACGGAAACCAAGGAAGGGCAUGGAGAACAAAGUCCCUCGUACUCCGGAAGAUUUUGAAAAGUACUGGCGCGACUCACCCGAAUACAAACUCGUGCUUGAGGAAAUUGAAGAAUUUGAACAGGCAAACCCUAUUAAUGAACACGGAACUUUGCAGCAGCUUCGCGAAAAGAAGCAAUUCAUCCAGGCCAAACAUUCACGUCCGAAAUCUCCGUACCUCGUCAGUGUACCUAUGCAGGUCAAGCUUUGUACCAAGCGUGCUUACCAGCGUAUCCUCGGCGACAUUGCUUCUACGGCUACUCAAGCGGUGCUUAAUCUCAUCGUUGCCCUCAUCGUAGGCUCAAUCUACUUUGGUCAUUCGGACGGUACUUCCUCGUUCGCCGGUCGCGGCGCAGUCCUCUUCCUAGCUAUUCUGUUCAAUGCUCUAACCUCCAUUGGCGAAAUCAGUGGACUCUAUGCCCAGCGUCCUGUCGUGGAGAAGCAUAAUUCAUACGCAUUCUAUCAUCCUGCAUGUGAAGCUAUAGCUGGUAUCGUCGCAGAUAUACCAGUCAAGUUUGUCCAGGCUUUGGUCUUCAACAUCGUCUUAUAUUUCCUUGCACAGCUUCGAUAUACACCUGGACAAUUCUUCUUAUUCUUUCUCGUAACCUAUAUGGCCAUUUUCAUAAUGGCGGCCAUCUUCCGCACCACUGCUGCAGUUACCAAGACGGCAUCACAGGCUAUGACUGGAGCAGGUGUCUUGGUUCUUGCGCUUGUCAUCUACACUGGGUUUGUCAUACGCAUUCCGGAGAUGAAAGUAUGGUUCAGUUGGAUCCGCUGGAUUAACCCCAUUUUCUAUGCUUUCGAGAUUCUGCUUGCAAAUGAGUUCCAUGGCGUUCGUUUCCCAUGCGAUUCCUACAUACCUGCGGGCCCAGGUUAUACACAGACGGGAAACUCGUUCAUAUGCAACACAGUGGGUGCGGUUGCUGGUCAGACCUUUGUAGAUGGUGAUGCAUACCUCGAAGUGGCAUAUUCGUACCAGUGGUCCCAUGUGUGGCGAAAUGUUGGUAUUCUUUGCGGUUUCUUGAUCUUCUUCAUGACUACAUACUUCAUGGCCGUCGAAAUUAAUUCUUCCACUGCAUCUACCGCCGAACGGCUGGUCUUCCAGCGCGGCCAUGUACCAGCAUAUCUGCUCAAGGACGGUAAAGAUGAAGAGGGUAAAACUGCAGCCACAGCUGGUGGACAAGAAGGUGCUGGUGAUCCGCAUUGUAAGGGCGAGCCUCGGCGACUGCUAGACCACGUAUCCGGUUAUGUAAAGCCAGGUACCAUGACAGCUCUUAUGGGAGUAUCCGGGGCUGGCAAAACCACGCUCCUGGAUGUGUUGGCUCAACGGACAACCAUGGGUGUCAUCACUGGCGAUAUGUUUGUCAACGGUGCUCCACUUGACUCAGCUUUUCAGCGUUCGACCGGUUACGUGCAACAGCAGGAUCUCCAUCUCGAAACCUCCACUGUUCGCGAGGCUCUCCGCUUCUCCGCUGUGCUCAGACAGCCUAAACAUUUGAGCAAACAAGAAAAGUACGACUAUGUUGAGGAGGUAAUCAAGAUGUUGAACAUGAGUGAUUUCUCCAAUGCGGUCGUGGGUGUACCUGGCGAGGGCCUCAAUGUUGAGCAGCGCAAGUUGCUCACGAUCGGGGUCGAACUUGCUGCGAAGCCAAAGCUCCUGCUCUUCCUUGAUGAACCUACCUCUGGUCUAGACAGUCAGAGUUCUUGGUCUAUCAUCGCUUUCCUCCGCAAGCUCAGCGAGGCUGGCCAAGCAAUCCUGUGUACAAUUCAUCAGCCAUCAGCCAUCCUUUUCCAAGAGUUUGAUCGAUUACUCUUCCUCGCGCGCGGUGGGAAGACCGUCUACUUUGGCGAGCUUGGAGACAACUCACAGACAUUGCUCAACUACUUCCAGUCGAAUGGUGCCCGCAACUGUGAAGAAGAUGAGAAUCCUGCUGAGUAUAUGCUGGAGAUCGUCAACCAGGGAAAGAAUGAUAAUGGGGAAGACUGGCAUGAUGUUUGGAAAGCAAGUGAAGAAGCUUCUGGUAUUGAACGCGAUAUUGAGCAACUGCACCAAGAGAAAAAGCACGAGGAUCUUAACAUCGCCAAAGAGACUGGCGGAGGAGAGUUUGCUAUGCCGCUCACUACCCAAGUAUGGGAAUGCACCUACCGCGCCUUCCAACAGUACUGGAGAAUGCCUUCUUACGUUUUGGCGAAGUUUGGUCUUUGUGCGAUCGCUGGCUUGUUCAUUGGAUUCUCCUUCUUCCAGGCCAACGCGACGCAGGCUGGUAUGCAGACCAUCAUCUUUUCCGUCUUCAUGAUGACGACCAUAUUCUCCUCGCUCGUCCAACAGAUACAGCCACUCUUCAUCACUCAGCGAUCCUUGUAUGAAAGCCGAGAACGUCCAAGUAAGGCAUACUCUUGGAUUGCGUUUAUGAUUGCCAACAUUGUUGUCGAACUCCCUUACGGCAUCGUAGCUGGUGUUUUGGCUUUCGCUUCCUUCUACUAUCCAGUCGUUGGAGCCAACCAGGAUUCCUCCCGACAAGGUUUGGUCCUCAUGUUCAUGAUUCAACUGCUCAUCUACACUUCCACCUUCGCCGCGAUGACGAUUGCAGCCCUUCCCGACGCCAUGACAGCUUCCGGUCUCGUCUCCCUUCUCACAUUGAUGAGUAUUCUUUUCAACGGUGUUCUGCAACCUCCCAGCCAGCUGCCAGGCUUCUGGCUCUUCAUGUACCGCGUGUCGCCCUUUACGUAUUGGAUCGGUGGACUCGUCUCUACCAUGUUGGCUGGCAGAGCAGUUACUUGCUCUGCGAGUGAAGUCUCUAUCUUUGAUCCCCCAGGCGGUCAAACAUGUGGGACCUACCUCGCCGAUUACGCAAAUCUGACCGGUGGUGUGAUUCAAAACCCAAGAGACAACUCAGCCUGUCGGUACUGUUCACUCAGCAAUGCCGACCAGUUCUUGGCUGGCUCCAGUAUCUUUUAUGGGGAACGUUGGAGGAACUUUGGAAUCCUCUUUGCCUUCAUCUGCUUUAACGUCUUCCUCGCACUUCUCUCCUACUACCUUUUCCGCGUCGCAAACUUCACCUUCUCGAGCGCAAAAACUCACAAGACGGAAAAAGGAGCCAAAGCCAAGAAAACAGCGGAGAAGGCCAAGGAGGGGGCUGCCGAUACGACUCGACAGGGUGCAUAUUAA